Molecule: messenger RNA, 928 nt
Organism: Sesamum indicum (sesame)
Lineage: Eukaryota; Viridiplantae; Streptophyta; Magnoliopsida; Lamiales; Pedaliaceae
Product: flavonoid 3',5'-methyltransferase
Molecular function (GO): O-methyltransferase activity; S-adenosylmethionine-dependent methyltransferase activity
Source: RefSeq, a predicted model, not a curated record
UUAUAAAUAGGGACAAGCACAAGCCUUCCACCAGAAGCAAAAAUCUUUGUAUUCAAAUUACCACUCCAACAUCUCCUCUCUUCCCUUCAACAAUGAAAGACCAGUUCUCACCCACCAUUUUGCAAAACGAGGCACUCGCCAAGUACAUUUUGGAAACAAGCGCUUACCCAAGAGAGCAUGAGCAGCUCAAGGAACUGAGAAGCGCCACCGUCCACAAGUACCAAUUUUGGAGCUUGAUGAAUGUGACUGCUGAUGAGGGUCAGUUUCUGUCCAUGCUCUUGAAAAUUAUGAAUGCCAAGAAAACAAUAGAAGUUGGAGUUUUUACCGGUUACUCGCUUCUCACCACAGCUCUUUCUCUCCCUCACGAUGCCAAAAUAAUAGCUAUUGAUCCAGAUAGAGAAGCGUAUGAGACUGGAUUGCCAUUCAUUCACAAGGCAAACAUGGCGCACAAAAUUCAGUUCAUCCAGUCUGAUGCCACCACAGUCAUGGACGAACUCAUGGCCAAGGGCGAAGAAGGGACAUUUGAUUUUGCAUUUGUGGAUGCUGAUAAAGAAAACUACAUCAACUACCAUGAGAAGCUGCUGAAGCUUGUUAGAGUCGGAGGAAUCGUGGCCUACGACAACACGCUUUGGUCGGGGACAGUGGCAGCAUCCGAGGAUGAUGACAUGCAAGACUAUUUGAAGGGGUGCAGAGGUCAUAUUAUGAAAUUGAACACCUUCUUAGCACAAGAUCCUCGUAUUGAAUUGGCCCAACUUUCCAUUGGAGAUGGACUCACUCUCUGCAAGCGUCUUAAAUAGCUUCUUCUUACAACAUGUGCUACUCAUGUACUCUCUAUUACAUUAUACCUAUUGUCUGUUCAUUUGUUGUUAUUUUCUCAAUUAAUUACUUACUCCUCAAUUAUAUAUAUAUAUAUGUGUGUUUCUUUCCA